This is a messenger RNA of Erythranthe guttata (spotted monkey flower), 1566 nucleotides long. The record is from RefSeq and is a predicted model, not a curated record. NCBI's taxonomy places the organism in Eukaryota, Viridiplantae, Streptophyta, Magnoliopsida, Lamiales, Phrymaceae.
AUGGAGUCCUUACGGCGAGAACAAUUAUAUGCUAAUUUAAAGAAGUGUGAUUUAUGCCUAGAUAGGAUAGUUUUCCUUGGUUUUGUUGUGAGUUCUAGCGGCGUUGAAGUGGACGAGGAAAAGGUUAAAGCUAUUUGUGAAUGGCCAACACCCAAGAACGCAUCCGAGGUGCAAAGCUUCCAUGGCCUAGCGGGAUUCUAUAGGAGAUUUGUACCGAACUUCAACACAAUUGCAGCACCUUUGACCGAGGUGAUCAAGAAGGAGGUUGGCUUCAAAAUUGGUAUUGGUGCAGUGCUUAUGCAAGACAAGCGACCUAUCGCUUAUUUCAGCGAGAAGCUUAAUGGCGCAGCCUUGAAAUACUCGACCUAUGACAAAGAGCUCUAUGGGUUCGUACGAGCUUUGGAGACAUGGCAACAUUACUUGUGGUCUAAGGAAUUCGUAAUCCACACAGAUUACGAGACGCUAAAGCAUCUUAAGGGCCAAGGCAAGCUGAACCGAAGACAUGCUGGGUGGGUGGAGUUUAUCGAGAUGUUUCCAUUUGUGAUACAGUACAAACAAGGUAAAGAUAAUGUCGUAGCAGAUGCACUAUCUCCCAGGGAGAACAAACUUUACAUGCCUAAUUGUUCGCUUCGUGAAUUGCUUGUGCUAGAAUCACAUGGAGGUGCUUUAAUGGGACAUUUUGGUGUUUCUAAGACAUUAGAUAUUUUAAAAGAACAUUUCUUUUGGCCGUGUAUGAAGCGCAAUGUUGAGAGGGUUUGUUCGAAGUAUCUAACAUGUAGGCGAGCUAAAUCUACGGUUAAACCACAUGGUUUACAUAUGCCAUUACCUGUUCGUACUCACCCUUGGACCGAUGUAUCAAUGGAUUUUGUUUUAGGUUGCCGAGCAAAUUUAUUCUUCAGCGAAGUAGUGCGAUUGCAUGGGGUACUUCGUACUAUUGUUAGUGAUAGGGAUGUUAAAUUCCUUAGUCAUUUUUGGCGUGUUUUGUGGGUAACUCGUUGGGAUUUGUUGCCUUUACCUAUUAAUGAGAUUUCUAGUCUAGAUGGGAAGCGUAAGGCUGAGUUAGUGAAGAAAAUCCAUGAAGAAGCACGCGAGCACAUUGUGAAGAGGAAUGAGCAAGUUGCGAACCGAGCUAAUAAGGGGCGAAAGCACCUUACCUUUCAGCAAGGAGAUUGGAUCGACCUUCCAAGUGAGUAUCAAGUUAGUUCGACAUUAAAUGUUUCUGACCUAUCUCCGAUUGAUGUAGAUUCAGAUUCGAGGACGACUCCUUUUCAAGAGGGGGAGGAUGAUACGAUCCAGCCAGUUACGCAAGGUAGUGCCGAGCUGGAUGAAGGAGUUUAUGACUUGGACGAGCUGCAUGUGCAAAGAGGACCGGUUAUGCGAGCUCGGACCAAGCGCAUUGAAGCAGCCAUGCUUAACUUAGUAGAAGACGAGCUCCGAAAGGAAGAAUUUACGAAUUCUAGUUCGAUCACAGCUGAGCUUAAUUGGAGCGAAUUAUCGGGCCAGGUUGUGAAGCAAGCCGAGCUCAAGGACUUGAGCUCGUCUAGUCAUCUAGCCGAGAAGACGUGA